AUGUCAGGUGACAAGGCACCAGCAAAGUCUCUCCUGAAUGAACUUAGUCAAUCAAAAAUCAAUAUUUAUUUACCUAAUGGUGAACGAGCAUUGAGAAGGGUUGGAGGAACAUGCAAGAAAGAGGCACAUUUGGCACUCAUCAGAACAAAACAUAUGGUACACAUCGCUCUAGAUUUGGUGCCAGUUUCCUCCUAUUCAAAACGAUUAUAUCUAGACGGUCAACAGACUAUUCAAGACGCUGGACUUGUACGUGAUGCCAGUCUAGCAGUUGAAGGGCAGGAAUCAGAGAACUGA
Molecule: messenger RNA, 294 nt
Organism: Synchytrium microbalum
Lineage: Eukaryota; Fungi; Chytridiomycota; Chytridiomycetes; Synchytriales; Synchytriaceae
Exons: 2
Coding region: 1-294 (97 amino acids)
Source: RefSeq, a predicted model, not a curated record